AUGGCCCGCCGCCGCGCGCCGCCGCCCCCAGCCGCCUCUUACUGCCGGAUCCGACCCGGCCACCAUCGCCAUGGCGCGGCGCCUCCACCUCCCGGCGACACAUCCCACCUUCUCGCGCGGUGUGUCCACCCCCGCCGAUGCGUCCCGCCGCCCCAACCCUCCCCUUCCUCGCAUCGGGAUGGGCAACAUCCAGUCGGUGCCUGAACCCCAUCCCACCGGCGCGGCUCACUGCAGUCGUAGUGCUUCUGCGCCACGCCACCGCUGAAAAUAAACACAUGGGGACGUGCUGCCCUCAGUCCUCUCUCGACGUAUCCAGUAGUGCAGGUUCUCCGGUGCACGAAGUAUUGCCGGCGUCAUGCCCAUUGAGAAGAUGCAGAUUUUCUGCUAGAAAAGGUAUCAGUUCACUUUGCAAAAACUCUACCGCUGUACAAGUCCUCGUCGACCUGCAGCAGCAGCAGGAGACACGAGAUUACCUCCAGCACCGCUGGUCACAUGAAGGCCGUCAAAAAUGCACGAGGGAGGUUUGGACGGACACUGAUAACUAGACAACUAUGACGCUGCCGAUCACUUGCACGAAGGACACCAGCAGGUUGAGGAUGAAGUACAUGAUGCGGACAAUGAGGACGACCAAAACAUGGAAUCUGUACACAUAGCACCAAUUGCAAAUUCAAAUUUUCUGUCCAUGAUGAUUUGAUUGCUACUUCUUAAAGAAAGUGUACAUAACAGUUAGAUGUUUGUGCAAGAAAGGAAAAUUUAUUUGAAUUAAUAACAUUUAUCAGUACGAAUCGAAAACAAUGAUCGGUUCGAUAGUGCCCUCUCCUGCC
Molecule: messenger RNA, 824 nt
Organism: Triticum dicoccoides
Lineage: Eukaryota; Viridiplantae; Streptophyta; Magnoliopsida; Poales; Poaceae
Exons: 4
Coding region: 138-545 (135 amino acids)
Source: RefSeq, a predicted model, not a curated record